UUCACAAUACCUAGCCUAGCUGCUCUUCAUAUGUUGACAUUUGCACAGGGUUUCAGCAACAACGAGCGUCAAGCGGCCGCAAGGGCAUUGCUUAGGCACAAUGCGCACAUUGAUGGCACUCAUUACCACACAAGGAAACCUGCUGGCCUUCACCUGGCAUACGUUGCCUUCAAUAAUGAGACCAAUGGUAAAGAGAGGACUCUCACUCACAUUGAACUAGUUGAGGCUGCGCUCCAGGAUCUGUUUGAUGCAGUAACCACACAAGACCGCAUUGAUGGCGGAAUCUCUCUCCUCAUUCGAUGCCCAGGCUCUGAAGUGUCUUCAACAAUCUUGCCUCAGGAACUUGCUCUUGACCUCUACAUCACACCCCGCAAACUUCAAGAAACACCACAGCACAUCAGCAGAGAUGUUGCUGCCUUA
Molecule: messenger RNA, 420 nt
Organism: Suillus subalutaceus
Lineage: Eukaryota; Fungi; Basidiomycota; Agaricomycetes; Boletales; Suillaceae
Exons: 2
Source: RefSeq, a predicted model, not a curated record